Messenger RNA from Macrosteles quadrilineatus (aster leafhopper), 1758 nucleotides. Its product is annotated as nose resistant to fluoxetine protein 6-like. Gene Ontology annotation, molecular function: acyltransferase activity, transferring groups other than amino-acyl groups. Bases 1 to 1758 code for a protein of 585 amino acids. The record is from RefSeq and is a predicted model, not a curated record. The transcript is spliced from 11 exons. Lineage: Eukaryota; Metazoa; Arthropoda; Insecta; Hemiptera; Cicadellidae.
AUGGGAGGUCAUCUAGUAUUGCUGAUGGUGAUAGGUCUUACAACAUGUGUAGUAUCAGACAAGAUAGACGAUAUGGUGCCCAAGAUACUGCACAGGUUAGCAGAGGUACGAGAGAUCCUUGCACCUCUACCCAAGGAGGUUUUAGACGAGGCAAUGUACCACACCGCUACGUACUACAUUCCAAUAGACUCAGAGCUGGAUGUUUGCCGCAAUCACAGCUCUCUUUUGUUCGAUGCCUUUCUAAACUACGAAAUUUGGGCACUGAAAAUGGUGGACGCUUCCUCCAAGGGCGGUUCCGGACUCCUGGACGGUAACAUUAUGGACCUGGGUAACCAUGGACAGUGCCUCAGCGCCAGGCAUCCACAAGGACUGUUUGGUGGACAACUAUGUGCGGUGGAGACAAGAGGAAUACUACCACUGGAUAUGGACUCCUUGAACCCAAAGCGUCCUAUUCUACCCACACUGAGGAUAGAUCUGAUGUUCUCCGUGUGUGUUCCUGACUCGUGUAGUUCCCGAGAUGUUAAGACUCACAUGGACCUUGCGCUCAACUCUGUCAACGCUUCUGCUAUUAUUUACAACUCCAGCUGCUCAUCGGUUAAGCCUCUACCAUGGACCAGGGGAGACCGCGUCGCUAUGUUGGUUGUGAUAGUUAUACUUCUACUAGUCACCGCUGGUACGUGGUUUGACAACAGCUCUGAUAAUACAGAUGUAUGUUGGUCUGAGCUUUUGAGGAGUUUUUCUGUAUCUCGCAACUGUCGUAGUCUCCUAGACACUUCUCACACCUGCAACACACCAAGAUGUCUCUCAGGUCUACGGGUGAUUGCCAUGGCUUGGAUGAUGCUUGGAUAUCGCAUGAUACACCUACUUGCCUGUCCUAACUUUCGGUUUAAAUAUUUGGCUGAGAACAUAGACAACAUAGCCUGGGCCCCUGUAGAGAACGCUCAGUUAUCUGUCGAGAUAUUCUUUCUAAUCACAGGGGUGAAAGUGACAUACAAUUACUUCCGCCAUUGUCAAGCCGGCAGAGGCUUCUCUAACAAACAGUUUCUGCUACAUCAUUACCUAAGGUUGACUCCUCCCCUCGCAUUGGUCGUUCUACUCUACGCGACUGUUCUAGUUAGAGUAACAGAAGGUCCUGUCUGGAGGCGUCUCUUUGUCUUCCAGCAGGAGUUUUGCCAGAAACAUUGGUGGGCCAACUUAUUAUACAUCAGCAACUACAUCACUCCGUAUGAAAUGUGCAUUCCUCAAACAUGGUAUUUGGCAGUAGAGUUUCAAAUGUACAUAUUUUCUCCGCUGCUUUUGAUUCCACUGUAUAGAAACUCUCGCUGGGGAUUUUUUUUCUUAGGAGUCACAUUCUUCGCUUCAACCUUGGGAGGAAUAAUCAAUGCUUACUUACUCGAAAUACAGGCUGGAGGAUUGAUCCGAAUGGAUAGGACCAGAGAAGGAACCAAUAUACUGGACUAUUUUUAUACCCAGUACAGAUUAGCAUCCUUCCUUAUUGGAAUAUACCUUGGUUAUCUGGUGUUCAAAAUUAACAAGGGACAGAUAAUAUUGAAAAUAACAAAGGUUCAAAAGUGGGCUGGAUGGAUCGUAUCCUCACUGUUGAUACUCACUUCAGUGUUGUCCGUGUCUAUUUUCCAAGACCCUGAGUAUGUCUACACACCUUGGCUAGACUCUACAUACGGCAUCCUUCACAGACCUGCACUGUCUCUUGGUGUUGGAUGGAUUAUACUGGCCUGCUCUACUGGAAACGGAGGUUAG